AUGGAAGGCGAUGGGUCGCAGCCCACCCAAGCUACCCAGAAUGUCCUCGAUCCGCGCCGCGUAGGCAAGCAAAACUCCGGCUUCUCUGACGAGGACAUCUCCGACAUCAUCUGCCUCCUCUAUCCCCACUCCGAAUUCGCCCGUCGCGAGGUCCACCGUAUAGCCCGCGAGCACUCGCAUCAUGUCGUCGGUAGGGAAGAGGCAGACGCCGUGGAGCCGGACUACGAGCAGGAGGACAGGGCCGACCAGUUCCAGCUGACGCCGCCCAACAUCGAGCAUGCCAUCAUACUCCGCCUGUCUGCUAAGACCAAGGAUCCGCUACAUGGCUUCAUGUUCGGCAGGAAUGCUUCGCGCUGCGAUAUCUGCUUCGCCAACGACCCCAUGAAGCGUCUCAGCAACAUCCACUUCCGCAUCUACGUCAACGAGUACGGCGUGGUCAUGCUGGAGGACCAGUCGACCAACGGAACCUUUGUCGAAGGGACGCUGUUGCGCGCGAAGCCCAAGAACGCAAACGACAAGUGUGAUACGAAGAGGGUUCUAAGCCAUGGCUCCAAGAUCAAAGUAUUGAUGCAUAACGAGCAGCAUGACUUGGAGUUCCUGGUCCGGAUACCGAAGCGCGUGGGUGAGUACGAAAUGGCCUACACCGCAAAGCUACAGCAAUACUUUGCAAAGCUGGAGACUCUGCGGGUGAAUCACAAUGAGACGGUAGUGCCGGGUCCGGGCGGCCAUGUCGACUUGUUUGCUGCUCCUCGGAGACCACCGACCGCCACGACGCGUAGAAUAGCGUUGCCAUCUGGAACGACACAAGACAACGUUGAUCGAUUCCCGAGAGACUGGGAUGGUUCUGGCAAGUACAACCGUGUGGGCCAGAUUGGCAAGGGGGCAUUUGCGGUCGUUUACAAGGUCACGUCCAAGUUUGACGGAGUCCCAUACGCCGCCAAGGAGCUUGAGAAGCGGCGUUUCAUCAAGAACGGCGUCCUGGAUCAAAAGGUGGAAAACGAGAUGAAAAUCAUGCAAAGGGUUCAACAUCCAAAUAUCGUCCGAUAUAUCGAACACUUUGAUUGGGAUAAUCGGCUCUUUAUUAUAAUCAUGGAGUUUGUCGGCGGUGGCGACCUUGGCAAGCUUAUCAGUACCCGUGGCCCGUUGCAAGAGGUGUCAGUGAAGCAAAUGGCGGCUCAAUUGCUGAGUGCCCUGGCCCACCUGCACGAAAACCACAUUACCCAUCGAGACGUCAAGCCCGACAACAUCCUCAUCUCAUCGCUCAACCCAUUCGAUGUCAAGUUGACAGACUUUGGUCUCUCCAAGAUGGUUGACAACGAGCAAACGUUCCUGCGAACGUUUUGCGGCACCUUGCUGUACUGCGCGCCAGAGGUAUACUCGGAGUACGCCGAGUACGACGAUAACGGCUAUCGGAACCCGCGGAAUAGGGCAAAGCGGGCAGCAGUCGGACAGAGAUACGACCACGCCGUCGAUGUCUGGUCUCUCGGGGGUGUGCUCUUCUACGCGCUCACUGGUAAUCCGCCUUACCCCGUUAAGAACGGUGUGAGCUACUCGGAGUUGCUACACACGAUCAUGACGAGGCCUCUUGACACGCUUCCGCUGGUCCGGCAGGGUAUCUCGCAGCAGGGCAUCGAGUUUCUUUGUUAUAUGCUGGAGAAACGCCCAGAAUGCCGGGCGACAGUCAGAGAACUCCAGACACACCCUUGGCUGGGAGUUCAUAGACUAAACCCUUCGCAAAAUGGCGACCAGUCAUUCGACGAAAUCACUGACGAAGACGAAGAGUUGCAAGUUAACGCAUCCCAGCUCAGUCUGGAGGAAGGACAAUCGCGUUAUCUUGCCGACACGGAGUUACCCUAUGACGAGAGUGUGGAUGAUAUUGUCAACGACUUCAUCGAGGAAGACUCGGAACAGGAGAAUGGGACGUUCGGCCCCACCGGAAAAGGUGCUGGGCCGAGACUCUUUGGAGAGGUCAAUGUAUCUGCGGUGGGCAGCAGGGGCGCAAUAGCGGCGGAACGGCUCAACCUCCCAGUGGCCGACUCGGGUGUCCUGGGCAACGAGAGCUUAGGGUCAGAAAUACGGGACAGCUACGAGUCGGACGAUGCCUCGACCAUCAUCGGCAAGAAGUCAGGGAGCAGCGGGGGCGCUCGGCUCUCCGCCUCUGCGGCCAACGGGCAGUCCGAAGAUCAGCUCCGUAGCCUGGUCGAAAACGUCGCUUCUCAGAGUCUGGGCGCAACCGAUUUUGGCAGCGAUCUCCAGAUGAAGUCCGCGGCCACUUCCCAUGUCAAUGGGACGUUCUAUAACGCUAGCAAACGGAAACCGUCAUCAGUCGAUACGAGUGACGAGUUCGAGCCGCGGCCGCGAGAAAAGCCCAUCUUCAAACGCCUCAAGUCGGAGGGCAACCUUGACGCCCUUGCAGAAGAGGAAAUGGAGGAGUACAAGCUGCUUGCCUCUGUGCCGCAGAUCAAGAGGUUGGAAUCCGGGCGACAGAUCGAUGGGCCUUUCAACAAGAUGCACUUUUGGGGGAAGGACAUGAAUACGUGGCAUCUCCGCUACCCUGAGAUGACACAGCUGCAGUACGAAAUGUUCAAGAAGGCAGCACAAAGCCGGGGGGAGGAAUUUGGCCCAGGCAAAUCCCCGUUAUGGGAAAUGGCUUUCAAGUACUUCCCACCAAACAAUGGCGUGCCUGCUAUGCACACACAGAACCAGCCUACCGUCGACGAGACAAACCGGGCGCUGCUAAAGCGGGACGACAGGAAAGUGCUGGAGGGCACGGAAUGGGACAUUCCCGCCACGGCUCCCCCGCCUGAAGAAGAUUCGCUUCCCGACACUCUGCCGCCAGAGACGCAGCACAAAAUCAUCGUUCCCAUUUCCGACGACGGACCGAAACGGGCUGUUGCCGUGCUUGAGUCGGCCCCUGACUCAUUGGUCUCUGGGAUCUCCGUUCCUGUGACGAUCUCACUCAUGUCGUGGGGCCGCGGACCUUCCAAUACGGUCAUCUACGAGCCCAAGACAGAGGUCAAAAUACCCAAAUAUGCUCUCAAGGUCUUGCUGUGGAGGGAUGGCUACGAUCCUUCCAAGGAUACGACCAAGCAUCCUUGGGACAAAUACCCGAACGGCGAGGGCUUCGCCUUCUACCUAUCAACAAAGGCCACAAACGGGAUCUUGCUCAAUGGCUGCGAGCUUCUGUCGCACGAUUGCAAGAAUCCCACAAGCCCAUCGAAGAACUGGGUCCAAGUCUACGAUGGCGACGAGAUUGUUGUAUGGGGCACCGCCACCGACACAACAAGCCAGACAAAGGUCAUUUUCCGCUGCUUUUACGGUGACUCCGCAAAGCGUCGCCACCCAGAUGCCCCUCCCAAGUUGGUCUCCUCAUCAGCGGCGCGCAAGAUGGACGAGAUAUGCGGCAGAUACGAGAGAAAGUUGAAGACGGCAGCCGAGCAGGAACAGAGGUACAGCGAGGUCGACAAGGAACUGGUCGAGCGCAAGCAGAACAUCGAGAGGGAGCGUGAGCGCAGCCGCGUCUUCGAGGAGAAGCGGCUCGAGGCGCUGAGGUUCGUGGCGCUGAGGACGGCGUCCAGGAGGGGUUCACCGGCUAGCGCGCCCGCGACCACCGUUCUCCGGGGCCAGACACCGUGUCUGAAUGCGCCUUCGCCGCUGCAGGAGGCCCGGUCUAGCAGCCCUCAAAACUGA
Colletotrichum spaethianum is the source of this 3690-nucleotide messenger RNA. Its product is annotated as serine/threonine-protein kinase RIO1. The record is from RefSeq and is a predicted model, not a curated record. Gene Ontology annotation, biological process: autophagy; peptidyl-serine phosphorylation. Gene Ontology annotation, cellular component: cytoplasm. Gene Ontology annotation, molecular function: protein serine/threonine kinase activity; protein binding; ATP binding. Lineage: Eukaryota; Fungi; Ascomycota; Sordariomycetes; Glomerellales; Glomerellaceae. The transcript is spliced from 4 exons. Bases 1 to 3690 code for a protein of 1229 amino acids.